Molecule: messenger RNA, 285 nt
Organism: Beauveria bassiana ARSEF 2860
Lineage: Eukaryota; Fungi; Ascomycota; Sordariomycetes; Hypocreales; Cordycipitaceae
Exons: 2
Coding region: 1-285 (94 amino acids)
Source: RefSeq, a predicted model, not a curated record
AUGAGCACCGCCAAUCAGCAACUCUUCAACGUCCACACCUGGCACGACCUCGAGGACGCGUCGCCGCCGCCGUAUGAAAAGAAGGAGCGUCUGCCGCCGUCAUAUCACGAACUCAAGCGCGCCGAUCGUCAUGCGGCGACCGGAUGGAAAGGCUCCCUGCGUCGCAUGUUUCCCGUCGAGCGACGCUUCGAGACCGUUACGCUAGGCAAGUCACUGCCAAGCGCCCGACGCACCACUGCCACAGGAGCGAUGACUACUGGGGCGUUAUCAGGUCGACAUUUUUGA